Malurus melanocephalus (red-backed fairy wren) is the source of this 4005-nucleotide messenger RNA. RefSeq names its product prostaglandin-endoperoxide synthase 2 (gene PTGS2). NCBI's taxonomy places the organism in Eukaryota, Metazoa, Chordata, Aves, Passeriformes, Maluridae. Gene Ontology annotation, molecular function: prostaglandin-endoperoxide synthase activity; peroxidase activity; oxidoreductase activity, acting on single donors with incorporation of molecular oxygen, incorporation of two atoms of oxygen. Gene Ontology annotation, cellular component: cytoplasm; neuron projection. Gene Ontology annotation, biological process: cyclooxygenase pathway; response to oxidative stress. The transcript has 10 exons. The record is from RefSeq and is a predicted model, not a curated record. The coding region runs from base 50 to 1864 and encodes 604 amino acids.
GGGCCGGUAGAGCGAGCUGCCGAGCCAGCCCUGCGAACGCGAUCCCGCCAUGGUUCCGCUGCCCCUGGCCCUGCUGGCCGCGCUGCUGGCCGCCGGCCACGCCGCCAACCCCUGCUGCUCGAACCCCUGCCAGAACAGAGGMGUCUGCAUGACCGCGGGGCCCGAUCGCUACGAGUGCGACUGCACCAGGACGGGCUACUACGGCCAGAACUGCACCACGCCGGAAUUCUUCACGUGGCUGAGGCUAGCGCUGAAACCAUCGCCGAACACUGUCCACUACAUCCUCACCCACUUCCAAGGAGCCUGGAAUAUCGUCAACAACAUUCCCUUCUUGCGGGAUGCUAUUAUGAGAUAYGUGCUAACGUCGAGAUCACAUUUGAUYGAUAGCCCACCGACUUACAAUAGUGACUACAGUUACAAGAGCUGGGAAGCUUAUUCCAAUCUUUCCUACUAUACGAGGAGUCUUCCACCAGUAGGACUUGACUGCCCAACACCAAUGGGUGUUAAAGGUAAGAAGGAGCUCCCAGAUUCAAAGCUGAUCGUGGAGAAGUUUCUGCUGAGGAGAAAGUUCAUUCCUGACCCGCAAGGCACCAACGUGAUGUUCACGUUCUUCGCCCAGCACUUCACCCACCAGUUCUUCAAGACGGACCACAAGAGGGGCCCUGCUUUCACCAGAGCGCUCGGCCACGGGGUUGAUUUGAACCACAUUUAUGGAGAAACUCUGGAGAGACAGCUUAAAUUGAGGCUYCGAAAGGAUGGAAAGCUAAAAUACCAGAUGAUCGACGGAGAGAUGUACCCACCGACGGUGCGGGACACGCAGGCUGAGAUGCUGUACCCGCCCCACGUCCCCGAGCACCUGCAGUUCUCCGUGGGCCAGGAGGUGUUUGGCCUCGUGCCAGGGCUCAUGAUGUACGCCACGAUCUGGCUGCGCGAGCACAACCGUGUCUGCGACGUGCUCMGGCGUGAGCACCCCGACUGGGACGACGAGCAGCUCUUCCAGACCACCCGCCUCAUCCUCAUAGGAGAGACGAUCAAGAUCGUCAUUGAGGACUACGUGCAGCACCUGAGCGGGUACCACUUCAARCUGAAGUUCGACCCUGAGCUGCUGUUCAACCAGAGGUUCCAGUACCAGAACCGCAUUGCGGCCGAGUUCAACACACUGUACCACUGGCACCCGCUGCUGCCCGACACCUUCCACAUCCACGACCAGGAGUACACCUUCCAGCAGUUCCUCUACAACAACUCCAUCAUGCUGGAGCACGGCCUCUCCCAUAUGGUCAAAUCYUUCUCCAAGCAAAGUGCUGGCAGGGUUGCUGGUGGGAAGAACGUUCCUGCUGCGGUGCAGAAAGUGGCAAAAGCUUCCAUUGACCARAGCAGGCAGAUGAGGUACCAGUCCUUGAACGAGUACAGGAAACGCUUCAUGCUGAAACCGUUCCGGUCCUUCGAAGAACUGACAGGAGAGAAAGAGAUGGCUGCGGAGCUGGAGGAGCUGUACGGGGACAUCGAUGCCAUGGAGCUGUACCCAGGCCUGCUGGUGGAGAAGCCCCGGCCCGGGGCCAUCUUUGGCGAGACCAUGGUGGAGAUGGGGGCACCCUUCUCCCUGAAGGGUCUGAUGGGCAACGCCAUCUGCUCGCCCGAGUACUGGAAGCCCAGCACCUUCGGGGGCCAGGUGGGCUUCRACAUCGUCAACACGGCCUCCCUGCAGAAGCUCAUCUGCAACAAUGUCAAGGGCUGUCCCUUCACCGCUUUCCACAUCCUGCCUCCCGAGCCCACCGAGGCCACCAUUAACGUUAGUACCUCAAAAACUGCCAUGGAAGAUAUCAACCCCACGCUUCUGCUGAAAGAGCGCUCUGCCGAGCUGUAGAGAUCCAGCUAGUUGUCUAUUUAUUUAUUUAACUGUCUUAUUUAUUCUAUUUAUGGCUUAGUAUUUAAAAAAACAACUUGAGUAUCUUCAUUGUGGGGGUUGCCUUAAGUUCCUUACUGAGGUAAGGCUUCCAUUUACAAAAGGGAUUUUCUGUGUUCGAGCUCGACAGUGGUGAAUCCCUUGUUUAAAAUCUUCUGUAACAGAACGAUGUAUUCCAAAGUGGAGAAAGGAUCCAACUUUGUUUUAAUACUGUUUUAAUACUUGAUGAAGGGGGGGUGGUGGUGAUUCUGUCUGGCAGUUUUCAUGGGUCAAGYAACACUACAGAAGCAACUUCUUUUCUCAGCAACUUGAAAGCAGCUAUUGACCUACAAGAAAAAUCUGACUUAAUGAAAACUGCCAGAAGAGAUUACAGAUUCCAUAUGAGCACUCAAAAACUAACCAAAAAAUACUUGAGACUCACUUUUUUAUAUAAGGUCAGAAAAUGCAUUACRUUUGUUGUUGGUACUACCUCUCCCUCAUUGCAGAUAGGGCACUUUGUAUCAUAACUUAAUGUCUCUUGUGAACAAAUCCACUCCUGGAUGGAGAUGGAARUCAAUGUUUUUUACAACUUUUUAAAAAGCGUAAUUAUUUAAAGAAAGUAGUACUUUUCUUGAAUUUCUACUUUUUUUUGAAGCAGGUGUGGCAGAUGUGUUAGUUGUGUAAGGGAGUGAGAAUGGGAUCCUGAGCUUAGCAUUAACUGAGUUUCAGGCUGCUUGCGUUUGGAUAGGGAUGUUUUUAUUGUGYAACUUUGGGGAAGUCUUAAACUUAGCCCAAGGCACUGGGAUUCUUCUCAUAGCUGUAGUUCUCUGGUCUACUUGRUAAUGUAAUUUUAAUGUCUGUUGCUCUGAGGACGGGAGGAUGUUGUAGCUGGAGCUGGGGUGUGGCUGUGGCUUCGUGCUCCCAGGGCAGAGGGGCUGUAAAACUGAGCAACUCUGUAAAUACACAGAGAGCUGAGCACAGAAGGGGUUCAGCACUGCCUCCAGGCACAGGAGGCAGCUCUGCCUGUGUGUGCAAGCUGUACAUGCUAUUUGUGCUUCUAUUUAUUGGGGUUGGGGUGGGGGGGGGAGGAGGGGUGAUAUUUUACUUAUAAUUUAUAAACAGAGGCAUUUUAAAUAAGUGGCUUGAGCUUCUUUAAAACUGGUUAGCACAGAAUCUCCUUGACAUAUUUGUCGUGAUCCAGCAUUAAAAUAUCUAGUCUCAUCUGGGCACAGGAUCUUGUACCAGCACUUCAGACUUUGCAUGUAAGGGUAUCUUUUUUUAAUUUCUAGAGAGGAAGUGUAGAAGAUGAUCUUCCCAUAAAAACAGCUGGGGAACUAUAGGGAAAAAGAAAAUGUCACUUCAGACUGGAGUAGAGCAGCAACCUGGUGUUUUGUGCCCCUGCCCAAAAUUCCUUGACUACUUGUGGAAAAGGACUUGAGUUUUCUGUUUCAUCUGACUCUGUSUAGCACUUGUAGAGGCUCGUGCAUUGUACCAGCUGUGGCAGUAGUGUAGUUUGUCUGUGGCUGCUGUUCCAUGGAUUUGUUUAGGGCCAGCCAUGCCUCAUGCUGGGCAGGUCUGUGAGGAGCAGAACAAGCUAUGUGGCAGCCACCARUACCAGUGACUGCUCUGGGCUGGUCCUUGGUACGGAUGCUGUGGGAGAAAGAAGGGCAUUUGUUUUCCUCCUUCUGUUUGAAGCAUGAAGAAGGGAAAGCCUUGUCUCCCUUUGUGUCUAGAGGGGGUCAGUGCUAACGAGCAAACACUGCUGGGACACCGGCUCCUCAUGCAUCAUCAGAUCCAUCAGAUCCAGCUCUGGACACCCUCCAGAGCAUCCUUGUGCCAUUCACCCAGGAGCAGGGUUUGGCUGAGAGGCAAGGGGAGGCGAGUCUAGGCACAACGAGUUAUUUUGGGGUGGGUACAGAGGAACUCCUCGGACCAUCUCGCCUGAGUUACAGGCUGCUGCAGCAAGGAAUCCUGUGCACUCUGUGUUUUGUACUCCACAGCCACUGAAUGUGGGGGUCUGAGAUUAUUUAUUUAAAAUUCUGUGAAUUGUUUUUCACUUUAUUUUUGUAGGACAACAAUGUUGUUAAAAUGCAGUUGUUUAAAUAAAUAAAUCGAAAACAUUA